Messenger RNA from Nicotiana tabacum (common tobacco), 534 nucleotides. RefSeq lists its product as uncharacterized. Lineage: Eukaryota; Viridiplantae; Streptophyta; Magnoliopsida; Solanales; Solanaceae. The record is from RefSeq and is a predicted model, not a curated record.
AUGCACUACAUGAAAGAGCUAUGCAAGAAGUUCACGAAGAUUGAGUUCAAGUACAUCCCCAGGAUUCAAAACGAGUUCGCCGACGCCCUCGCAACUCUAUCAUCCAUGAUUCAGCAUCCAUACAAGAACUGCAUCGACCAUAUAGAGGUAGAGAUGAGGGAUCAACAUGCAUAUUUCUUCCACGUAAAUGAAGAGCUAGAUAGUAAACCAUGGUAUCACGAAAUUAGGAAAUUCCUUGCAACCAGAGAGUACUUGGAAAAUGCUACUAAUAGUCAAAAGCGAUCCCUCAGGAGGUUGGCAAACCACGUUUUCCUCAACGGGGAAGUCCUGUACAGGAGGACCCCAGACUUGGGUUUGUUGAGAUGUGUAGAUGUCGUCGAGGCAACAAGGAUAUUGGAAGAAAUAUGUGUAGAAACGUGUGGACCCCACAUGAAAGGGUUCACAUUAGCCAAGAAGAUCUUGAGAGCUAGAUACUUUUGGAUGACUAUAGAAAGCGAUAGUAUUCGCUACGUACAGAAGUUUCACCGGAGCUAG